Molecule: messenger RNA, 2721 nt
Organism: Porites lobata
Lineage: Eukaryota; Metazoa; Cnidaria; Anthozoa; Scleractinia; Poritidae
Source: the annotation of a GenBank genome assembly
GGAAGUUUGGGAGCAAGCCAAAUAUUCCGCCUUGCAUAAAGAAAAUACCCAGUGCAUAACAAACGUACCAGAUACACAGUGAGGCUAGAUUUCUUCCAGCCCAAGUUGAGGUAAGUGAAGUUUAUUCCUACACUAAUACCUAUAGUUUCUCUGUAUCAAAUGUCUGAAAGGAAGUGAGUGCAAUGGGGUGUAAGUGGUUGUUUAUGCAAAAUUAGUAAUUCAUUAGGUAAUUUAUGCAUCAAACUUGGCCUACUGCCUGGAGUGUGUGUGAUGUAAAAACUCUGCUGUCUGGUUUCUUAUUUCAUACUUCAGCUCAGCUUGUGCAGAUAUCAACACAUCUGAAGAGGCCAAGGCCUAAGACUGCAAAAGCCAGAGUGUUUUGUUUGCUACACAAAGAGGUAUGUACAAAUAUAUAACAUUUUACUUUUCAUGCCCGUUACUGGAAACGAGAUUGGGGGAGAAUAUAUUUUUCAGAAUUUGUUCUUUGAGUCCAUAAAGUCAAAAUGUUUAAACAAGAUUGACUUGUAAUUUAUUGGAAGUAAAAAAGGGAUAAUGCUGAGUUUACAGAUGCUGAAAUCUCCCGCUGGAAAUUGUUGUUGAAAUAUGAUUGGAAUGUCUGGCUGUUAAAAAUUCUCCUGAAAAACUGAUCCACUUCCAGAGCUCGGCAGGUCGACCUAACUUAUUUUGAGCAGUCAGUCUUGUCCGGCCAACACUUUACCAUUUCAGUUUCCCAAAUUUCGAGUCUCACCUUGCAAAAAGUAAUCAGAAUUCAGGUCUUAACUUAAAUAGAAUACUUUGACCUAGUUGGAAACUUUUCUUCAAGAAUAAUGUUAUUACGUUUUCACUUGGCAAGAUCUACUGGUUUCUUACCAGCUUGUUUGGCAAAAUGGCAAGCACCCCUAUGAUGGUUUAAAUGCAGAAAUGAUUGAAAUGUUAUACAACAAAUAGUAUGUAUAUAAGGGAUAUAAGGCAAAAAGACAUCGCUAUAUAGUCUUUUUUCAUGUAAUUCUGCUGGGAUAAAGAUAUUUUUUUUCUGGUAAUCCUGAUGGUACUGAUGGUUACAAGGGAAAAUAAUUAUGUCUUAAAACUGGCGACCACAUGAAUAAUUAACUUCCAGGCAAAAAUAAUUAUUUAUCUUGUCAGCAGCUACAAUAGUUUUAAUUUUUAAUAAUUUUUUUCAGUUUAUUCCAUUUGAUUUAGUUAUAGCCAGAUGGUGGGAUACGUGGGGGACAUGCUGUUGUUUUUGGUAGCAGAGCCAUAAGUUUGGGUGCAAGUCAAAUUUUAUUUCCCCAUCCCAUAAAAAAAAUGCCCAGCACAUAUAUUUAACAAACCUGCCAGCUACACAGGCUAGAAUUAGUAGGCUUAUUUGAUUUUUUGAACACAAGAUUUCAAUUUCUAUGGAGCGUUUAAGGUGAUCCAUUUUUUCAAACACCAUUUUUGUUAUUUUAGCCAGUGAAUCAAAAAACAUGACAUCUUAAACCUAUGAAAAAAAUUAUACUUGAGGAUAAAUACUUGAACUCUCAAAUGCAAUGAAAAUGUGGUCAGUGGUUUUUCAAAUAGAUGACAUCAUUAACUGAAGAAAAAAACGCAUGUUAACAAAGAGUAGUAAUAAUAAUAAUAAAUAUUUUAUUAUUGUUGAAGGGCUCCACACAAAAAUGUCCCCACGCUCUCUUCCUUUUUGUAGGGACGUUUUCCCAUGGAUCCUUUGUCAGUUAUAAACCUCUCAAAGUGUAGCCUAACCCUUAUUUACAUUAACACAGGAGAACCCAGCUCUAGUGUCAGUUCGACAACAUGGCAUGGAGAGAUGAUGGAUCUGGUAACCUGACAGUUUCUGGAGCAAAGGUUAGCUUCACUGGGAGUGGCAACUCCAAGGCGAAUGCUAUCUGGAGUCAAGGCGGAACUGGGAGUUGGGAGUUUAAAGUGACUGGAAGUUCUGGAACGUGAGUGGGAGUCUCUGCUGAGGAUAAGUUUGCAGCUGGUUGGGGGAUGAAGGGAUUGUUCUAUGGCGGGCCGGGCAACUUGAGUGAUGGUAGUAGCCUGGUGACCAGUAACUGGAGACCUAAGUUUGGUGAUGGUGAUGUCAUUGGAAUGCGGUUGGAGCAGACUUGUGACAAGACUGUGCUGGCAUUCUCUAAAAAUGGAAGUGGAUUGGGAGUGGCAUUUGAUAUUUCCCGCUACCGUGGCAUGGAGUUCCGUCCAGCCGUUUCCAUGGAUGAAGCGGGACAGGGUGUGACAAUCUCUGAGACUUCUACCUCUAGCUUUGGAUGCUUUCCAGCUUGUUCCCACUGCAAGACAAGGGGUGGAAGGAGACUGGCAGGGAAGGUUCAAGCUGAUGAUUGAGAAAACUGGAGAAGGAGCCUGGCACAUUUCAGCCGAAGUGGCCAACGUUAUAUCCUGCAAUGUAACUCAGAGUGCUGAUGGUAAACUUGUGUCAGGACCAGUCAUGUCAACAAGGAUGAUGCCACCUCCAGAGCUCCAGCCGCUGGAGAAUGAGGCUUCCUCCAUCCUGAAAGGUCUGACUUCACUCAGAAGGGAAGGAGAGACCCUGGCGCUGAAAGGAGGUGGAAAGAAGGAGAUCUUUACACCUGCUGCUGGACCAGGUCCUGCUACCAAGGACAGUGUCAACUGGAUGCAUUGAAAAUCCUUCCUGUCCACUAAAAGGAGACCUUUACCAAAAUUCAUAUCCUGUGAUUAAAUUUUCACAGAAUUGUUUAAUUGUUU